AUGGCGCGGAGCCCGGAGGCUCGAGCCCCGCAGUCUCCGCCGAGCCCGGGGCAGCGCCCGGGAGUGGGGCGCCCGCGGGUCCCCGGGCACGUGUGCGGCGGGUCCGAGACCCCGGAUCCCAGCUGCCCGGAAAGGUCACGCCGCUCAGGCGCGGAGGCCCGCCCGCUCCCCACUCCCUCCUCCCGGCCAGUUCCCUGCAGCCCGCGAGCGCCCGGCGGGGCUGCGCUCACCGCCGAGCCGACCGGCUGCGUCCUGCUCGCGCUCCGCCGCCUGCUCUCGACUCUCCCUGGGCUGCGGGGGCGGCCGCUUCACACACACGUCGGCGCCAGGCCUGCCCUCCGCCCCGCCUCCCGCGCCGGACUGCUCCCUGCAGGCGGCCCCGCGGGCUCAGGAGCGCCCCUGCAGCCGGGGCGGGCUGCGCGGGGCCGGCCUGGGCCGGUGAGCCUCCUGCCCGCCAGCCCCCAGCCGCGCGCCGGGGAAGCGGAAAUCGGCGCGGUGCGGCGACGCGCUCAGGCCAAAAGGCCGCCCCUCGCCGGGAGCAGGCGGGGCUGGCGGGGCUGGCGGGGCUGGCGGGGCUGGCGGGGCUGGCGGGGCUGGCGGGAGGGCUGGGAGCCCAGGCCUCCACGUUGCUUUCGUGCCUCGCGGUUCCCGGAAGCGCUCGAGCAUUAUUUGGUUAAAGAAUCUAAUCAACACUAUCCUGCUGGAGGCUCCAAUACAGUGACUUACAAGUUAUUUCACCAGUACCAGGCUUUCCUGUGAACAAUCCUACGAUCAAAGCAUCAGUCACCUCCCUUGCAGGCUCAUUGACAACUUUUUCUCUCCCAUCUCUGACUUCAAGCCAUUUCAGCAUCUGUGAAGAUCUAAUUUUAACCAAGGAAAAGGAAACCAAGGACAAGAAGGGCAAGUAAAAUCCAAACCAUUCUAUUUGUUUCUCACUCUUUUUUUUUUUUUUUU
Molecule: messenger RNA, 954 nt
Organism: Sus scrofa (pig)
Lineage: Eukaryota; Metazoa; Chordata; Mammalia; Artiodactyla; Suidae
Source: RefSeq, a predicted model, not a curated record